Didymodactylos carnosus is the source of this 840-nucleotide messenger RNA. The record is from the annotation of a GenBank genome assembly. NCBI's taxonomy places the organism in Eukaryota, Metazoa, Rotifera, Eurotatoria, Philodinida, Philodinidae.
AAGCUCAAACAAGACAUAGAAGAAGACCAUCACUCAUCUCAUCCUCUCCUAAACAAAAUUGAUCAGUGGAAGAAGGAUUCGAUCAACAAAAUCACCACACUUGCUGAUCAAGCUCGAAACGAUAUCAUCAAACUGUUGAAUCACAACAAACAUCAUGUGAAAGAGUGCGUUAAAAGCCUAAGUGUUGAACUAACACAAGGUCAAGAUGCCGAUGACUACAUUGAGCCAGAUCUAGCUAAGUGGAUGGAACAAAUCAAGCAACUGAAAGAGAAAAUAGCAGAUCCAAACAUCAUAAUGGAAGAGCAGGCACAAUCAUCUUGGAUUAAACAAAUCAAAAUCAGUGAGAAGUCAAGAGAAAUAUUUGAGAAAGUGUGUGGUGAUGUCACUGUGGAAGACAGUGGAGUAGUUGCUAUUCAUGGUGGUACUACCACCCAUACAGAGAUUCGUGGAAGAAAUUUGUAUUCAACAGGUAUUCAUAACAUACGCUUCAAGAUUGACAAAAGCUCAAGCAAGUGGCUAUUUUUUGGAAUCAUUUCAUCAUCAACACCAAUGAAAGCACAGUCCUACUCAUCACCAUCAGCAUAUGGGUGGGUUGUUAGACGAGCAGAGGUCUGGUUGAACGGUGUACGUUCUAACGGAUAUGGAGUUUCGGAUGGUGACAUUUGCGAGAAUGAUACAGUGGAACUGACACUCAACUGCGAUGAAAAAACAGUUCAGUGCUUAAAUGAGCGUACAAAGAAGAAGUAUGAAGUGCAAGUUGAUGUCACUAGUUGUCCUUAUCCAUGGCAGUUCCAUCUUAAUCUGUAUUAUGCCAAUGAUCGUGUUAGUAUUUGCUCCUAA